CUUGGGUUUUUGAUUGAAUGUGUCGUGUCUAUAUCCAUUUCUUCUUCUCUCUUCACCUCACAGGUCACUUGUUGUAUCUUCUUUUCUAUCAACGCCACUUAAAUUUAUAAAAACCCCUUUCGUUGUUUUUUUGUUUUUUUUUUUUUCUUUAAAUCAGUCUCUCUCUCACUCUUUCUCUAUCUGUCUGUUUAUUUUUCUCGCUUUCAUUCCCGAGUCGCCUCAUAACUUCUAUCGAGUUGACUCGGUUUCUUGCUCCUUUGCUUUUUUUUUUUUCCCACUCUUCUUCUUCUCUUCUUUCUAUUUGGGCUCCUAUCUUAGCCAUGAAUGGUGGCAUGGAUCGGUCUCGUGCUUUUGUCAAAGACGUUAAGCGUCUCGUUAUCAAGGUUGGGACUGCUGUUGUGACAAGAGGUGAUGGAAGAUUGGCCCUUGGAAGAUUAGGAGCCUUCUGUGAGCAGGUUAAAGAGUUGAACUCUCAAGGAUAUGAAGUUAUUGUGGUUUCAUCAGGAGCUGUUGGCCUCGGUAGACAGAGGCUUAGAUACCGCAAAUUAGUCAAUAGCAGCUUUGCUGAUCUCCAAAAGCCACAAGUUGAAAUUGAUGGAAAGGCAUCUGCAGCUGUUGGGCAAAGCAGUCUCAUGGCUCUUUAUGAUACAAUGUUUAGUCAGCUGGAUGUGACAUCAGCACAGCUUCUUGUGACUGAUAAUGAUUUUAGGGAUAAAGAUUUCAGAAAGCAACUUAAUGAGACUGUGGAGUCACUGUUAUCUUUGAGGGUUAUUCCUAUAUUUAACGAAAAUGAUGCAGUCAGUACUAGAAAAGCUCCAUAUGAGGAUGCUUCCGGUAUUUUUUGGGAUAAUGACAGUUUAUCAGCUCUGCUCGCUUUGGAGCUAAAAGCUGAUCUUCUUGUCUUGUUAAGUGAUGUAGACGGUCUUUAUAGUGGCCCUCCAAGCGAUCCACGCUCAAAGCUGAUUCAUACAUACAUUAAGGAAAUACAUCAUGGUGAAAUUACUUUCGGUGACAAGUCUAGAGUCGGAAGAGGGGGUAUGACAGCUAAAGUAAAAGCUGCUGUAAAUGCAGCUUAUGCCGGCAUCCCUGUUAUAAUAACAAGUGGGUUUGCUCGGGAAAAUAUACUUAAAGUCCUUCAAGGAGAGCGUGUUGGCACCCUCUUUCAUCAAGAUGCACAUAUAUGGGUCCCAAUUAAAGAAGUUUGCGGGCGUGAGAUGGCAGUCGCUGCAAGGGAAAGUUCUAGAAGGCUUCAGGCCUUGUCUUCACAAGAGAGGAAAAGAAUUUUGCUGGACAUAGCUGAUGCAUUAGAAGCAAAUGAAGAACAAAUCAAAAUUGAAAAUGAAGCUGAUGUCGCUGCUGCACAACUGGCUGGAUUAGAAAAGUCCUUGAUAUCCCGGUUGGCUCUAAAGUCUGGAAAGAUCAAAAGUCUUGCAAACUCGAUUCGUGUGCUUGCGAACAUGGAAGAUCCUAUUGGUUGUGUUUUGAAACGAACUGAGCUUGCAGAUGGACUCCUCUUAGAGAAGACAUCAUCUCCUUUAGGUGUUCUUCUGAUUAUUUUUGAGUCUCGACCAGAUGCUCUGGUGCAGAUAGCUUCCUUGGCAAUUCGAAGUGGCAAUGGGCUUCUCUUAAAAGGAGGGAAGGAGGCCAAGCGUUCGAAUGAAAUUUUGCACAAGAUUAUCACUGCAGCAAUUCCAGAAACAAUUGGUGGAAAACUUAUUGGACUAGUGACUUCAAGAGAUGAAAUUCCUGAUCUGCUUAAGCUUGAUGAUGUGAUUGAUCUUGUUAUUCCAAGAGGCAGCAAUAAACUUGUUUCUCAAAUUAAGGCAUCAACUAAAAUUCCUGUACUGGGUCAUGCUGAUGGUAUUUGUCAUGUGUAUGUUGAUAAGUCUGCUAAUAUGGAAAUGGCAAAGCGCAUUGUCUUGGAUGCCAAAAUAGAUUACCCAGCAGCAUGCAAUGCUAUGGAAACACUCCUUGUGCACAAGGAUCUUGUGCAGACUGGUGGGCUUAAUGAGCUUACAGUUGAUCUUCGCACUGAAGGUGUUAAUUUAUAUGGUGGACCGAGGGCUAGCAAGGAGCUAAAUGUUCCAGAAGUAGAUUCAUUUCAUCAUGAGUACAAUUCUAUGGCUUGCACUAUUGAAAUUGUUGAUGAUGUGUAUGCUGCCAUUGAGCAUAUACAUGAACAUGGAAGCGCGCAUACUGAUUGUAUCAUAACGGAAGAUCACGAAGUUGCAGAAGUUUUUCUAUGUCAAGUUGACAGUGCGGCAGUUUUUCAUAAUGCAAGCACUAGAUUUUCUGAUGGGGCUCGAUUUGGUUUAGGUGCAGAGGUUGGAAUAAGUACAAGUAGGAUCCAUGCUCGUGGUCCUGUUGGAGUUGAAGGAUUGUUAACAACAAGAUGGAUUUUGAGAGGCAAUGGACAGGUAGUGGAUGGUGACAAAGGGGUCAUAUAUACCCACAAGGAUGUAACUCAUAUUCACUCGAAUGGGUUUGUUCCAGCUUCACUCACAAAAGAAGAUAAUUAAGGAUGCGAAACGAGUAUUCAGUUGAACGAGUGUAUUUCCCCUCUCUCCGGAAAGAAGAAAAUGGUGGUGGCAUUGGCAUUCUGUGACAAUGGUGAUGGUGCCUUUUAUUGGCUCUUGCCUGGUUUUAUGUCUACUGUAGUUUUAGAUUAUGCAGUUUUUCAGUCGAUCUCCCACUGUUGCUUCUUGAUAUUUUGUACUUUUUAGGCAGUUCAUAAGUUUGUCUAAUUUCUUUCAUAAUCUGAUAAUAAUUAUCAAUGGCAGUUUAUUUAUCAAGUUUUUUGUUAA
Molecule: messenger RNA, 2804 nt
Organism: Ricinus communis (castor bean)
Lineage: Eukaryota; Viridiplantae; Streptophyta; Magnoliopsida; Malpighiales; Euphorbiaceae
Product: delta-1-pyrroline-5-carboxylate synthase
Exons: 20
Coding region: 321-2519 (732 amino acids)
Cellular component (GO): cytoplasm
Molecular function (GO): glutamate-5-semialdehyde dehydrogenase (NADP+) activity; glutamate 5-kinase activity; ATP binding
Source: RefSeq, a predicted model, not a curated record